AUGCUGUGUAUAGUCGACGGUAUGGCUCGUCAUUGGAAUCGCGAAGAAACCGAGGAAUUUAUACGCUACGCAAGGCGUAGCUUCAACGAAAAGGAUAGGCACGCACUCGAAAACAAACUCAGAGGUAGCGCGGAGCAUGGUCUAAUCGGUCACACAACUCACGAACAUGGCAAAGAACGCUUCCAAAAAGAUGAUGGCGACAUCAUUGGAGAAUGUGUAGAUGAGCUGUGGCACAGUGAGGAAAAAAUGGCGACAAUCAUCGAGGAAGCCAUCGAAAAUGCAUCAACUUCAUACGAGAAGGUCAAAACAAAUGGUUUAAAAGAUGGACUUAAGCUCACAUCGGAUGUCGACAAACAACUCAUCUCAACCGCAUGGAAACAUGCCUUCACAAAGAGUAUUAUCAAGUUCGCCGUGCCACGUAUAAGGGAAGUAUGUGCUAAAAAGGCUAGGGAUGCUGGACUGUGCGCGAUCAGCGAGGAGGACUUCAACGACCUGGCUCCAGAGACUAUAUACAGUAUCAUAAACGAAAGGAUAGGACUUGUGAAGCGAUACGUAUCCAUCGAUGUGGCUGCAAUCACGCGAGAGAUGGAAGUCAUGCAAUUUUGCGGUGUAUUUAAAAAGAACAGCGAGGCCGGUGCGGUAUAUCAAAACUGUUCGACAUUAUGGCUGAAAUCGGAACACCUCUCACCACAACACCAAAGGGAAACUCUCAAGGUGGUAGAAAAGAUCAAGAGAAUACCUUUUGAGCUGUGCAAAAAAUGCAAGAUCAUGUUACAGGUCAUUUCGUAUGUCCGUGUCGUACUAGUUACCGGCGAAAACGCUGAAAUAAAAAGGCACACUGAUGAGCUUGAUUGCGGAGUGAUGUUCACUGUACUUUAUUUCGCUAGUAUACAAUCGCAAGAAAAUGUCUACCUGGAUGUACAAGUUAGAGGUGUGGCACGUAGGAUAAAGCUGGAGGCGGACCAGCUUGUAGUACUAGGAAACGACGCUUCAUAUGAACUAAAACCCAUAAACGGCAAAAUAUUCAUCGUCGAGGCAUGGAUCACAGGUGCAAAGUGA
Babesia sp. Xinjiang is the source of this 1059-nucleotide messenger RNA. RefSeq lists its product as uncharacterized. Bases 1 to 1059 code for a protein of 352 amino acids. The transcript has 10 exons. NCBI's taxonomy places the organism in Eukaryota, Apicomplexa, Aconoidasida, Piroplasmida, Babesiidae. The record is from RefSeq and is a predicted model, not a curated record.